UCAAAUUUCUGAUACUUAAACUCUAUUAAAAACACAUUUAAACAUUUUAACAUUCAUAAAACGUAAUAUUUAUGUACCGCUGUCUAUGUUGAAGCUCUAAUCUCUUUGUAAGAUCCCUUUUAUACAGAAAAGUCGUUGUUUCUUUCAUUUAAAAAUAGCUUUCAUCUUUCAUUACAGCUCCUUGUGUCUCCUUAGCAACGGGCAACGUCAGAUAAACAAUAUGGCGGGCCAAGAUUUGCUAAUUUUUGACGGAAAUUCUGAAAUAAACCGCGUUAAAUCGACCACAAUCAGACAAACAUCUUACCAGAACAUUUCUUUAAAUGACUACGAUUCAGCAAAGUCAACUCCUGUAUUUUACGGCUCGUUUCCCAGACGAAUAACCGAAAUUUCAGGAGGCGAUAAUGAACAUAUGUCAAAUGCGUCUCAAAUGCGGUUAAAUUUGGCAAACAUGGACGAAGAAAAUUGUGAUAAAAAAGAGACUGUUUCAAAGUUCGACGCGGCUAUAGCACAUCCUGCAACAUUUGGUUACGUAUUGCUGGAUAAAGUGCCUGUUGUCGAGGAAAGUGUAAAAUGCGAGUGCCCCACACCCGACCCGUUGAAAUGCACUCCGAGGGAAUAUUGUGAAUAUUAUAUCUUUCCAAUUCUUUUACCUGCUCUGGAAGAAAUGUUGAUUGAAGCCAAAGCUAAUAAAGUAUUCGAGAAACGGCGGACAAAGUUUAAUGCUUGUGACUUUCUAACAAGUUACCUUUUUAGUCACAACCCAAAGUAUAAUGACAGAGAAGGUAUUGCAUUGGAAAAAAUACCUUUUGUACAAGAAAUUUUGGCUGUUAGUCCUCGCCCUCCAAUACCUUUGUCUCUACUUCUCUCUGACGAUGAAGCAGCAACAAUUAUUCAAGCUUUUUAUAAAGGAUACAAAGUAAGAAAAGAGCCAGACGUUCAAGAACUUCGUCAAUAUCAAAGAGAAAUGAGAGAAGAAGAAUGCGAGAUUAACUUUAGAGUUGAAGACUUUUGGCGAAAACAUUCAAUACACAAGGACUGUUAAUUAUUCAUAUAUAUGUUUCUUAAUGUGUUCAAUGUUUUACAGUUAUUAAGUUAUACAUUAUAGCAAGGCAGAGCUAAGUGCUAGAAUAGCUAGGGUGCAUUUGGAAACAUUUUUUUUUUCUUUGGCCAUAACAGAUCUUUUAUAGAAAGAAUGAAAGAAAAUAAAAUCAGCGCUUAAAAUAGGAUAUAAGUAUUAAACAAUUAGCUACUUAAUGGUUUCCUUAUUUAGACUUAAGACUUUACAGGGUGUCUCAAAAAAAAC
Dendronephthya gigantea is the source of this 1303-nucleotide messenger RNA. Its product is annotated as IQ domain-containing protein K-like. The record is from RefSeq and is a predicted model, not a curated record. Gene Ontology annotation, molecular function: protein binding. NCBI's taxonomy places the organism in Eukaryota, Metazoa, Cnidaria, Anthozoa, Malacalcyonacea, Nephtheidae. Bases 221 to 1042 code for a protein of 273 amino acids. The transcript has 6 exons.